AUGGCGCCAACAUCGAUUCCUAUACGGCUGUACUCGGAUCGAGCGAAAAAGUUUGUAUCGCCCCAAGGCCGCCCGACCACUGUGCGCAAGCUGAAGGAAGCAAGCAACGUUGGGUUGAACAUCUUUCGGGACUACUGUGCGAACAGUUCGAUCCAUGGGUUUAAGUACUUCGUGGGUGCGAAUAGAACACGAGCCGAAAAAAUCUGGUGGGCGACAAUGUGCAUCCUCUCGAUAUAUGGUUGUGGCAGCCUCAUACAGACCGUGUUCGAUAAGUGGAGACGUGAUCCGGUAGUGGUUACCUUUGCGGAGAAACCAACCCCGAUCUACGAUAUCCCCUUUCCGGCCGUUACUAUCUGUCCGAUCACGAAGGUGAAGUCUAGUGUGCUCAACUUUACGGCGGUAUAUAAGAGCGUUGUAGACGGCAGUGGGAAUAUUACUGAAGAGGAAUACGAUCGAUUUCUAGCGAUGAUACAGGUGUGCGACUUUUCGUUCAAUCAAUUUCUACCCAAUCAACAUUUUGACGACAACCUGGUGCACGUGCUGCAAGACAUGGCUCUCUCGUUCGAUGAUUUGUUCUUGAGAUGUAUUUGGCGAAACAAGUACACUAGCUGCGAGAAUCUGUUCGCAAAGACGCUAACGGAGCGUGGUAUAUGCUACACCUUCAAUGGACUGUCGGAGGACGUCAUUCUACGGAAGGAAGAGUUUCACCGUGAUUUUGAUCAUUUGAGCGAAAAGAAAUCAUCGAAAAACUGGUCGAUGGAGCAAGGCUAUAAACCCAAUCUAGGGCUGGAUGUUUAUCCGAGGCGUGUGGUAAGUGCAGGAUCUUCGGCGGGACUCAUAGUGCUCCUGAAAUCUGACCUGCAAGAUAUGGACUAUCUUUGUGGGAAUUCUUUCCAGGGCUUUCAAGCGCAAAUUCACACCCCGAACCAAAUUCCUCAGAUCUCGAGCCAAAGCAUACGGGUACCGAUGAAUCAAGCGCUCACCGUCCGAAUCGACCCAUUUCUGAUAACCACCUCGAAAAACGUGAAGUCCUACAGCGCUCAGAAACGUCGCUGCUACUAUCCACAGGAGCGAUAUCUACGCUUCUUUCGCAUCUACACCAAGCGUAACUGUGAGCUAGAGUGUUUGGCCAACUUUACGCUGCACAUGUGCGGAUGCGUCCAGUACUCGAUGCCACGACCCCCCUCCGUACACAUCUGUGGUAUUGAGCGGCUCGAGUGUUGCGAGCAGGCGGAAUCGAUUCUACAGGAGCAGGGGCUAGGUUCGGUGGACAACUCGUCGCGAAUGUUGCUGCAAUCGUGCUACUGUUUGCCGGCCUGCAUCUUUCUCGAGUACAAGACAGAGAUGUCGCAGGCACACUUUGACUGGCAACGGUUAACCAACACGAUCCAUCUGUUCGAGAGGGAAAUGAAUCACUCGGAAAUGUCAUCUAUAUCGAUCUACUACAAGGAGGCUCAGUUCAUCUCAAUCAAACGCAAUCAACUGUUCGGGCUGAAUGACUUCAUAGCGAACUGUGGCGGGAUUCUUGGUUUGUUCAUGGGUGUGAGCCUUCUGAGUAUUGUGGAGAUACUCUAUUACUUCACCAUGAAGCCACUGAUCAAUCAUUUUAUGACGAAAUAUCGGAAGAACCACAAAAUAGCUGCAGUGGAACCAUACGUUCCAGGAGGUACCUAUAGUACUACGUUCAACAGGUUCCUGCGGGAUGUUGCUUAACGUGUUGAAUGUAUCUGAGUCAACAAGAUUCUUAAGCUUCAAACUUCAAAUAUUUCAUACGUACUAUCACAAUGAAUACCUGUAAGAUGGUCACAGAUAGUGUUUCAUUUUGUUCUUGUAUGAAUCCUGAAGUCUCAAAAACACAAUAGAACUCUAUUUCCGAACCGCUAUCAUAACUUAUAAACUUCUGAGUCCUAAAAGCCUAAUUUCGUUGAACUCCAAUCCAUUACCGCAGCAGCUGCAUCUGCAGCACGUUCAUCUGCCCAACAAAAGGGAUCAAAAGGAUGCAGGAUGCUUAUCGUGACUACAAAUCGCUCUGCUUAAUGCGUCUCCUCCUUCCAAACACUUGCAUUCGGAUGCAUUUUCUCCUUCACCCAAGUCCCGGGGUUUUUAAUCUUUUAUUUGUUAAGAGUAAGUUCGGAACCGCACGAUCGACACGAGAUUAGAAAUCGGCGGUAGAGUUUUACCGGCUGGCGGUGACUUUUACCAUUCUGACCACACAGGCACACAGAAGGCUCCCUCAAGAGAAGGGAUA
Messenger RNA from Anopheles stephensi (Asian malaria mosquito), 2248 nucleotides. Its product is annotated as pickpocket protein 28-like. The record is from RefSeq and is a predicted model, not a curated record. The transcript is spliced from 5 exons. Lineage: Eukaryota; Metazoa; Arthropoda; Insecta; Diptera; Culicidae. Gene Ontology annotation, molecular function: ligand-gated sodium channel activity. The coding region runs from base 1 to 1713 and encodes 570 amino acids. Gene Ontology annotation, biological process: sodium ion transmembrane transport. Gene Ontology annotation, cellular component: membrane.